Stylonychia lemnae is the source of this 924-nucleotide messenger RNA. Lineage: Eukaryota; Ciliophora; Spirotrichea; Sporadotrichida; Oxytrichidae. The record is from the annotation of a GenBank genome assembly.
AUGUCUUCCGAUGGUUCAGAUAGUAAAUUGUAACUUCAUGUAAAUAUUCCCAUAGGAGAAGAAACAAAGGGUGGUUACCAGAACUUUGGCGGUAUGGAUUAAGAUGAGUAUGCGACUGGUACCAGGAAUGAAGAAGAAGAUCCAUACUAAAAUGACGAACAAACUUAUUAAGAACACUUUAGAAAGACUUUUAUAACUGAAAAUCAAAAGAAGCCGGCAGCUGGUCAGAUUAAAUAAACUUGGACACUACAUGAUAUGAUUAUUCCGGCUGGAAAAACUGCCAAACUGAUAAGAGUAAAAAACCCAGGAGAUAAAGAUUUCAGGAUUAGUGAAAUUUGUGAUAAACUUAAAUUCAUUAAUGCAGCACCUAUUCAGGAGUUGGCUCUGGAAUUGAAAAAUUCUGUUUAAGAAAGAGUACUUUUAGCUUAGAUUAAUGCAAUAUUUCAAUAUUUAGAUGUAAAUCUGAUUGGAGUUUCCCCAGAAAAUGAAGUUACUUAUCCUAGAAUUAAUCCCACUCAGAGAAGAGAUAACGAGCUGACCAACGGACACAGUCACUUCUUCUUAAUAGGUGAUGAAACUAAGAAAUACGAGUGGGGAGAUGAAUCUUAGCUUAAAUUUUAACUUGCUCAAAGGUAAUUUAAAUUAUUAAUCUAAUGGAUGAAUUUAGAAUAUCCCAAGGAAGAAUCCCUUAACCUCGGCAUUCCUACUAUUGUUUUAGAAGGAAGUGAUAUGGCAAAUGAGAUUUUUUCUUUUAAAGAAGAAUUCGAUGAGAAUGGAGGUGCUGAUAAAGAUUUUAAUACUACAUAUGCCUCAAAGAAAGAAGUAAUGCAAAGAGUAGCUGCUUCGAGGAUAAUUAAAUGCAGGGAAUCAUCAGAGGAUUUAGCUAGCAUAGUUCAUCUUAUGUUAGCCGUAACACUCUUUUGA